CGGUUUGGAGAAACGCCGUCACUGCGACUCGACGACUCAUUUUCGAGAAACGAAUUGAAUCCUCCGACACACUAUAUAGCCUAGAGGCAAGAGUUUCUGAAUUCGUUCUUCAACAGCACCCUAAAAUCCAGCGAUCUGCGACGACGAAACCGCCAUUUCUGUGUUCCCUAACUCAUUUCCUGUUCAUAUAACCAGGAGGAACGAUUUGGUCAAGGGCUAGCAUCGCGUGGAGAGAUUGUUCCGGGUUACAACAGAGAUUGCAUUUGUGAUCUGAAAGGAUUUGUGCUGAAACCUGACAGUAAACAUUAAAGCAAGCAUUAAAAAUUUAAAAUGCAAGUUGUUCAUAGAGGAGGUGAGAAUGCUAUGGGGGCUUCAAGACCAAUGGAAUGGUCUGCAGUUCCUUACAAUGCUCAAGCACCUGGACCAAUUGGAAAACAGCGGACAUCAAGUCUGGAAUCACCAAUUAUGUUGUUAGCAGGUCACCAGAGUGCUAUAUAUACAAUGAAGUUCAAUCCAGCAGGGACAGUCAUUGCAUCAGGCUCUCAUGACAAAGACAUUUUCCUUUGGAACGUUCAUGGGGAUUGCAAAAACUUCAUGGUCUUGAGAGGGCAUAAGAAUGCAGUCUUGGAUCUUCAAUGGACUACUGAUGGCACCCAGAUUAUAUCAGCCAGUCCUGAUAAGACUUUAAGAGCAUGGGAUGUUGAAACAGGGAAACAGAUAAAAAAGAUGGCAGAACAUUCAUCCUUUGUGAAUUCCUGCUGCACAACCCGUCGAGGUCCUCCCCUUGUUGUUAGUGGGUCUGAUGAUGGUACUGCAAAGCUGUGGGAUCUGCGUCAAAGAGGAGCAAUACAGACAUUUCCAGACAAAUACCAGAUCACAGCUGUUAGUUUCUCUGAUGCAUCUGAUAAGAUAUUCACUGGUGGGAUAGACAAUGAUGUGAAGGUUUGGGAUCUACGUAGGAAUGAGGUUACCAUGACUCUUCAGGGUCAUACGGAUAUGAUAACAGGUAUGCAGUUGAGUCCUGAUGGCUCCUAUCUCCUAACCAAUGGCAUGGAUUGUUCUCUUCGCAUUUGGGAUAUGCGCCCAUAUGCUCCACAGGACCGUUGUGUCAAGAUAUUAACAGGGAAUCUGCACAACAUGGAAAAGAACCUGUUGAAAUGUAGCUGGUCCCCUGAUGGAAGGAAGGUCACUGCUGGUAGUGCAGACCGGAUGGUAUAUAUUUGGGAUACAACUACUCGAAACAUCUUGUAUAGGCUCCCUGGCCACAAUGGAUCUGUAAAUGAGUGUGUCUUCCAUCCCCAUGAACCCAUCAUUGGAUCUUGCAGUAGUGAUAAACAGAUCUUUCUUGGUGAGAUCUGAACUGCAUUUGUAGGACUCAAAACAAAGUUUAGGAGCCAGCUUGAAAAAAAAUGAAGACAUUGGUAAGAUGGAUUUCUGUAAGUUGGAUAAUGAGCGACUAUUUUAACACCUUUGGUGCUUUUUGCGUUUUCUCAUUCAACGGUUGAUGGUGCUCACCUUCUUUUCCAGUGAGACAUCUAUUGUGGAUAAAGCUUUACAGAUGGAUAUGUCAUAUUCACCUAAUUUUGUUCUUCAUAUUCAGGAAUGUCAUUAUGUUAACA
Molecule: messenger RNA, 1619 nt
Organism: Macadamia integrifolia
Lineage: Eukaryota; Viridiplantae; Streptophyta; Magnoliopsida; Proteales; Proteaceae
Product: U5 small nuclear ribonucleoprotein 40 kDa protein
Exons: 3
Coding region: 331-1359 (342 amino acids)
Cellular component (GO): catalytic step 2 spliceosome
Molecular function (GO): protein binding; RNA binding
Source: RefSeq, a predicted model, not a curated record